AUGGGUUCUUCGUGGAACCUGCCCCUAUAUGAGCAGGUUGUCGCUGCAAUUCGAGACGAAAACCUGGCUCUUGGCGUGAACUGGGUGCUGUCUCCGGAGGUUGACAUUGCCAAAGAUCCCAGGAAUGGCCGUAACAAUGAGAUGUUCGGCGAGGACACGCACUUGGUAUCAGAGUUCGCCACUCGAUACAUCAAAGUCAUGCAGGAGAAAGAUGAUAAUGGCUUUGUCAAGGUCGCUACGACAAUUAAACAUUUUGUCUAUGGUCUGGGUAGUGGCGGCGUCAAUAGGGCGAGCAUGUUUGGCGGCAUAAACCACAUCUUGAAUGAUUUGGGCCUGCCUUACUACAAAGCGAUCAAAGAGGCCGAACCACUAUCUUUGAUGGUGUCUUACUCGACAGUGGACCGUGUUCCUAUGUCUAUCAAUCGGUCCAUGCUGCAAGAUGUACUUCGUGGAAUCUUAGGCUUCAAAGGGCUAAUCAUGUCCGACGCCAACUCCAUCUUAAAUCUUGUCAUAGAGUCGAAAGUCGCUUCCUCGGAGUUGGAUGCUGCGAAAAAGGCUCUCAGUGCGGGACUUCAGCACGAGCUGUCCCCAGGAGGCAAUGGACUGUUCACAACUCUCAUAAAUGCUGUAAAUGACACAAGCGUUACAGCUUUGGUCAAUGACGCCGUUGUGGCUAUCCUUGAGAUCAAGUUUGCCACAGGAGUGUUCGAUCUGCCUUUGCCGACAUUGGAAAAUCUGAACCGCACGUUGCGCAACGAGCGCCACCUUGAGCUGAGCCGGAAUAUGAGUCGGGAAUCAAUCGUCAUGCUCAAAAAUGAGGACAUCCUACCACUCAAAAGAAGCGAGAUAUCAAAGAUUGCCGUCAUUGGCGCAUACGCAGAUAUGGUGAAUGCUGGUAUGUAUGCUGCCUGCAAUGACUCAGAUCCUGCAUAUGGCGAUUCCUUUCGGCGAAGUUUAGCCCGAGAGCUUGGCGACGAGAAUGUCUUGUACGUUCCGGGGGUCACAGCUCUGCCGUCCAACGACUCUUCAGGUAUUCCCGCUGCCGUAGCGGCGGCUCAAGAUGCUGGCAUUGCCUUUGUGGUGCUCGGCUCUGGAUGGGGAAGUUUUGACCCAGCUACCUUCGACAACCGGCGCACUGACGGCGAGGGUUUCGCUCAUGCAGAGCUUGGAUUCCCGGGGCUACAACAGGAGCUCCUUGACGCGGUGCUUGAUACAGGUGUUCCUACAAUUCUGGUUAUAAGCGCCGGUCAGACCUUCGUGCUGAAUGAGUCAACCAUGCGCUCUAAGGCGAUCUUACAUGCGUGGUUGAGCGGUGAAUUCCACGGAGAUGCACUGGUUGAGACCCUUUUCGGAGACGUCAACCCUAGCGGAAAGCUCACUGUUACAAUGCCUCAGGCAAACGGUGCUUUCCCUGUUGCCUAUGAUUAUCUUGCAUCUGACGAUCAAGGCGGAUUUGGCACCGCAAUUUUUAUUUCCCCUCCAGUAAUAGUGCAUACAGAGAAAUGCGGUGGAGGGCUCACCAUCAACGCGACUAUCACCAAUACAGGCACAGUCAGCGGGAAGGAGGUCGUGCAGGUGUAUUACAGGCCCAUCCACAGCAUCAUCGAAUUCCCAGUCAUGAAACUGAUUCGCUUUACAAAAGUCAACCUCAGCCCUGGUGAGUCGAAAGAUGUCACCUUGACCGUACCAUACAACGAAUUGGGGUUCUUUGUUGAUGGCAAAUGGCAUGUCGAGAGCGGAGACUAUGCAUUCUGGGUUGGCAGCAGCUCCAGGGAUGAGGAUCUGCAGCGAUUGAAUGUGACCCUAUCCUAG
Molecule: messenger RNA, 1812 nt
Organism: Phaeoacremonium minimum UCRPA7
Lineage: Eukaryota; Fungi; Ascomycota; Sordariomycetes; Togniniales; Togniniaceae
Product: putative periplasmic beta-glucosidase protein
Exons: 3
Coding region: 1-1812 (603 amino acids)
Biological process (GO): carbohydrate metabolic process
Molecular function (GO): hydrolase activity, hydrolyzing O-glycosyl compounds
Source: RefSeq, a predicted model, not a curated record